Phlebotomus argentipes is the source of this 3890-nucleotide messenger RNA. Its product is annotated as protein Gawky-like. Gene Ontology annotation, cellular component: nucleoplasm; P-body. Gene Ontology annotation, biological process: positive regulation of nuclear-transcribed mRNA poly(A) tail shortening; miRNA-mediated post-transcriptional gene silencing. Lineage: Eukaryota; Metazoa; Arthropoda; Insecta; Diptera; Psychodidae. The transcript is spliced from 7 exons. The record is from RefSeq and is a predicted model, not a curated record. The coding region runs from base 867 to 3506 and encodes 879 amino acids. Gene Ontology annotation, molecular function: protein binding.
GUUCAAAUUUGAUUAAAAUUUUUCAAUAAAAGAGAAGUUAUUUAACUACCCUUAACUUCCAUAACGGAAAGAGACGCAUGCGAUACCCAUCUGCUUCUGUUAACUUUGGCCACUGGUAAUCACCCAGAAAAGAAAUUUAAGAUCCAUCAUAGGACUAAAAAAAUUCUUUAUCUUUAUUUAUAUUGUCGUUUAGAGUAAUUGUCUCUAUAAAAGUAAUUUUUGUUGAGUUAACAUCUCUCAACAGUAAAAGAUCUUUUAACUCGAGUUGUGUGGCAUUGAAAUUAAUUGUGAAAUGCGCAGCAAAUUGCAAGCCACCCGACCAGCCAACGCAUUUAUAAUACUGCAUAUUCCAUACCAUGGUCACCUAAUCUGGGAACAAUUAGAGCAUUUUCGCAGUUUUACACAGAUUCUCAAAGUUCUACAGCCCAAUCCUUUUUUACACUUUAUCAACAUAAACGGAUGCUUUGAGCACUUUUAACAUUCCUCCGUUGCUUUUUCCCUUUGCGUAUUGGUGAAAAAUCACCAGUUGCGUCGAGUGUUUGCACGCUGAAAUGCCGCCGAGUCAGUCGGGCUGGCAGGGUUGUCAGCGUUGACAGUGAAUUUUCAUGAAGUGGUGAGAGUUGACAAAGUGAACAGAAAAAGUGAGAAAAAAGUGUCUAAAAAGAUUCAAUUGGCAAAACGGCGAUUUCACUAGAAGUUGACGUGUGUGGCUUUGAAGCUUUCGAAGGACACGUGAAGAGACCGAAAGUUUCAGGUGAAGAAGGCGAAGAGUAGCAGAAGAAGCUGAGCUGUGGAGGAUCUAAAGGCGAUAUUCCAACUAUUCCAUGUGGUGAUGAUUAACGCACAGACAACAGUGUGAAACAGAAAUGAUGGCAGGAAAAGACGACAAAAUGGAAAGGAGUGAUAUCGAAACAAUUGCCAAUGUAGAUCAUAGUCAUAGCGUUAAGGAUUACUUUAGGUACGAUGAGUUCCUGCCGUCGAGCGGUGCGCCCGCUGUCAGUGGCUGGGGGAGCCCGACCAAGGGGGCCACGUGGGGUGAGAACGCGGCCGGUGGGUCUGGCGGAUCUGAACAGCAGCAGCAGCAGCAGCAACAGCAACAGCAGCAGCAGGGCAAGACAACGACAGCGGAUGACAAUUGCAAUGAGGAUGGUGCUUGGGGUACAUCGAGACUCAAUUUGGGAAUUGCGAAGCCACCGUCGCAAUUCGAUUGGCCGCCACCCACCGGCAAUGGUGCUAAUGUUGUCGCCAGUAAGGUGCCAAAGUGUGAUCCGGGCGCCAUGGAGGCCAGUGCGAGUCAGGCCAGUGAGAAUCCCAACGGAAGUGUGAAUCUGAAUGCUGCGAAGCCGGACGCCGCCAUGGCAACGGGUGAAUCUGAGGCGGCUGCAGCACCGGUGGCGCCUGCCAAUGCGGCCAAGAAUCAACUCAAUCAACUCCGCGAUGCCCUGUACGCGUACGAGGGCUGGGGCAAGGAUCACGUGAAUCAGGAGACUCAAUGGGAGGUGGCGAUGUCACCCACGAAAUCUCUCGAUGCGUCCGGUGGCGUGGCUGCGCCCACGGGUACGGAAUUGUGGCAUGAGAACCUCACGAGACCAGGCCAUCGGGAGACGCAACAGUUGCCGGAGGAUAGAGGCACUGGCGGCUGGGAUCACGUGCCAGCGAGUAAUUUCGGUGGCACUUGGGGUGAGAAUAACGAGAUUGACGAGGGCGGCAGUAGCGUGUGGUCGACGACGCCCAGUAUCCCGUCCCGAGGGGAGUUCCAGUGGAACCUCGUGGAGGGCAUGCCUGCGAUUCCGGCGGUGAACAAGGCUCCGGGCGCCGCGGUUGUUCCCCCACCACCCACCGUGGCCUCCGUGGAGGCAGAUGCUGGUGCCUUGGGCGGCAAUAUCUGGUCCGCCGCGGCAGGAAGUGGAGCCGCAGCUCCCGGUGGGGGCGUGUGGAAUGAUUCGCGUGCCGACUCGAUGAUCCGCGGCGGCGUGACUGGUCGUCUCAAUCUCAUGGAUAACCCAUCGAAGGCAUCUGGUUGGGGCGAGGACCCGCUUGCUCAGAUGCCGCCCACUCAGCCGGCCACCACGAGUUUCUGGAGUCAGCAUCAGCCGCCACAGGCCGUCCAGCCGCCACCGCAGGCUAAUGCGGGAGCGGCAAAUUGGAAUCACGACAUUCCCGACGUGAGCGGCGUGCGAAGCCGCCUCGCGGCUGGACCCAUGCAGCCGCCACCGAAUCUUCCUGAUCGCUUCGCCGCGAAGCCAGACGCUACUCCAUGGGCACAGGGUAUGACGAAGAAUGGCCUUUGGGACCAGAUGGGCGACCGCGCAGCUCCGGAGACGCCAGGAGGUGGCGGUGGUGGCGGCUUGUGGGGAAAGUCCGGCAAGGGCGGUGGUGGCGUGUGGCCAGAUCAGGGUGAGUUCCGCAACUGGACGCCCAAUGGACAGCCACAGCAGCACUUCAAUGCCCCGAAUGGCAUGAACAAGUUCGCCCUCGGCAGUGGCAAUCGCAUGGGUGGCACUAACAAGGUGCAAGAGAUCAUCCGGAGCAGCAAACAAUUCCGUCUCAUGAGCACAAUGGGCUUCAAGGCUGAUGAUAUCGAGACCGCCCUGCAGAUGACAAACAUGAACAUGGACGAAGCCGUUGAACUCCUGGGUCAGUCACAGAGGAGCAUGGGGAAGUUCGGGGGUGACUUCUGUGAGCCAGGACGUGCCUUAUCUGGGCGUUUUCCACCGCCACCAUCGCAACAUCCACAGCAAUCAUCCGGCGCCAUUAAUGGCAGUGGCUUGGACAAUGCACAGCUGCUACAUAUUCAGAAGUACCUGAACCAGGCUUCCAACAAUCCUUUGGUAUCAUCACAACAAGGGGCUGCUGGGGGCGGUGGCAUUAACUUAAAUCAACUCCAGGCAGCUAAUCCAACCACCGAGCCAUCCAUUCAUCAGCUACGUGGUCUCGUGCAGCAGAUCGAAAUGGCAGUCCAGGCGGGAUAUCUAAAUCAACAGAUUCUCAAUCAACCGCUCUCUCCUCACACUGUGCAACUUCUAAGUCAACUCUUGAAUAAUAUCAAGCACCUUCCUGCGCCUCAGAAUCAAUUAUCUUCUCAGCCAUCAGUCUUCAAAGGGCAACAACAAUCAGUUGCCGAUUAUCAACGGGCUCAGCAGCAAUUCGAUCCCAUUGGAUCAUUGCAGGGAAAUUUCACAGACUUGGCAUUGAACAAGCAGCAGAAUCAGAAGCUGCCAUUCGGUCAAGCUCCUCAGGCUGGAACUCAAGUGCAGAGUCGACUCAACCAGUGGAAACUUCCGCCUAGUGUGACUCCAGACAACGACAUGGCGAACUUUUCCAGAGCUCCAGGAACUUCUACGAAGCCACCACAUCUCACAAUGAAUUUUUCCAUGAACUAUGAAGGACCUUGGUCUUCCGAACCAAAUAAUGCAUCUGACGGGUGGCCAGAUAUUCCAGAAUUUGAGCCCGGAAAACCAUGGAAGGGGCCUCAAAUGAAGACAAUGGAAGAUGAUGAAAUGUGAUGAAUUUUGAGUUUAACUUUAAAAGAGAAAACAAGAAAACAAGUCAGCAUACAAAAAGAUAUGAGAAAAAAGAUAUGAAUGAAAAGAAUGAUUUCAAACACACACACAAGAAAGUCGAUGAUUGGUGAAAACAAAAUGUAUUGCUAAAUGUGGAUAUGAAAGGACACGCCAAAAAGAAGUUUCGUCUUACAUAUUUUUUGAUUUUGUGUCGUGUUUUUCCCCCUCGGAAUGCCGAUGUUACAAAAGAACAUGUAGAAGAUGCAAAGAAGCAAAAAUUCUCACUUAAUUUUAUACUGAUAGCAAUGAAGAAAAGAAACGUUGAAUCACACCUUUAAUUUACACCGUAAGAAUGUAAAACAAUAAAGAGAUGAAAAAAACAACACA